AUGGCGAACACUGUCUCGGUUCAUGCUCUACGAGCCGGCUCUUUGACGCUCCCUGAAAAACAAUUUCUUACGCCACUUGAUGAUAUCAAUAGCAGAAAAACUGUCCCUUCAUUGUCAUUCCUAGUUCAACAUCUCUCACAGUCAACAGCCGAGGUAACUCGCCUAUUGUUUGACCUGGGUAUCCGUCGGGAGCCGGAGCUUUACCAGGAGAAUAUUCGUCUCCACACCUUGACAAGAAGGCCCCUCGAGGGUCAUCCCAAUGUGAUCGACUCACUUGCUCUGGGAAAUCUGACCAGUUCAGAUAUCAACCUUAUAAUCCUAUCCCAUAUACAUUGGGAUCAUGUCGGGAUGCCAUCCGACUUUCCGGAUUCCCAUUUCCUGGUGGGCGACGGGUCUCUUUCUCUUCUGGACGGUGACAAGAACGGAGGGAUUGGCAGCCACAGUCAUUUCGAAAAGGAUCUACUUCCUAGAGAUCGUGUCUUCCAGUUAUGUGGGCCUAACACCUCUCUACAAGCGGAUUUUCCCAACAGUCAACGCUCUAAAUUGCGCGACCUUUCUCGUCAGCCUUAG
Molecule: messenger RNA, 570 nt
Organism: Penicillium manginii
Lineage: Eukaryota; Fungi; Ascomycota; Eurotiomycetes; Eurotiales; Aspergillaceae
Exons: 1
Coding region: 1-570 (189 amino acids)
Source: RefSeq, a predicted model, not a curated record